This is a messenger RNA of Brassicogethes aeneus, 786 nucleotides long. Lineage: Eukaryota; Metazoa; Arthropoda; Insecta; Coleoptera; Nitidulidae. The record is from the annotation of a GenBank genome assembly.
AUGACAGAGGAAGAGGCAGAGGAAAUUAAAAGAAAAUACAGGCUGCAAAAAGAAAGCAAAGAUUUUUUUUGCAACGACAAUGUCAGUCGUCAGGCUCCUGGAAAACGCGACGUUAAAUCUAUUCGGAAUGAUGUCACUGGUAAACGAGAAAAAAUUCCUAUCCGCUACAUGAUGAUGAACAUCGUUGAUGCUUUCUGCGAAUUUCAGAAUCAGCAUCCUAGUUUAAAAAUUUCCAGAGCUUACUUUUUUAAGUUUAGACCCAAAUUUGUUCUUCCCGCUAAACAAACCCCAUUUAAUACAACGCCGCAAGUCAGUUUCGGAACGAAUUUACAAUUUCAAAUUUGUGAAGAUUUAGGGUUUUCUUAUAUUGAAUGGAAUACUUUUGCUGCUUUGCACGGAAAAGGCGCGGUUGAUGGUGUUGGCGCGGCCGUAAAAAACGCGAUUUGGACUAAAGUGCGGUCUGAAAAUAUUAAUUUGCAUUCUGCUCGCGAUUACUAUUAUGCAGCUUUAAAAUACUGUCAAAAAACUAAUAUUUUUUUUGUCGAGAAAAAAGAAAUAACUGCAAAUUCAUCUAUUUUAAAUUUGCGUUUUAGAAAAUGUUUAAAAAUUGAAUGCAUCGACGAGGAGACUUCAAAUUCGAAGAAGCACAGGAUUAAGGUGGUAACAUUUGAUUCAGAUCAGCAAAAGAUGUGUGAUUCUUUGAGAUGCGACAAGAAAUAUAUUAACACAACCAGAGAUGACAGGGUGUUAAAAAGUGCCAACGCGUCUAAGAAAAUGCGCAAAUGA